AUGGGACAAACAUUAUGGUUAUGGAUAAGCAGUAUUCUUGUGAUUGUGACUAUAUGCAACUGUGCCAGUAGCAAUAACCAACCAACUAUUACUAAAUGUGAAUACUAUAAUGAUACUUUAUGUGAAAUUUCACAUGGCGAAGAUGGCUGUGGAAAUAACUCUCAAGAAUGUCAACCUGCUGAAAACAAGCCAUCAUAUUGUUACGCUUUUUGGAUAAAUAACACUUUAACAAAUCAGUUGGUUGUAAAAUUUAAGGUACCUUAUAUAACCUUAUUUUUGUUGAAAAAUAACUAUCAUAUAAAUAUCUUUUGAGUAUUUAUUUAAAAUUAUUCUUUUGAGUAGGGGUGUUUUUUGAACAAUGUUGAAUGUCAAGGUCAAAAACAAUGUAAAGAUAAAAAGGAAGAAAUUAAACCUAAUGGUUUCAUGUUUUGUUGUUGUGAAGGAGACUUAUGUAAUUCCGAACUUCUUUGGGAUCCUGUUCCAACAACUCCUCGAAUAGAACCAUGUAAAAAAUAAUAUACCUUAUGUCAUUAAAAUGUUAUUUAAAUUAAUGUACACAAAUUUAAAUGAAACAAUUUUUCUGAUUUAGCAGCAAUUCCAUUCCAUGAUGAUGAUGAAUUAGUACACACAAUAGUAUUUUCCACCAUACCAUUAGUAGCUGUAGCCAGUAUGUUUUUAUUUCUUUAUUGGGUUUAUAAACGGAGAAAAAUUCCUCACUUUUCCCAUGUAAGUAGUUAAAAUUAAAUAUUUUGAAAUAGUUUUUAUAUUAUUAUAACUUUACAUUACUAAAUACUAUUUACUUAAUCUUUCUAAAAAGUGUCUCGUAACAUAUUCAAUUACCAUAACAUGUUUAUUUGCAUAGAAAAUUAUAGUGGAAACUUAAGAAUAAACAAUUAACAUUAUUUAUAACUUCUUAUUUAGUACUUGUGCUAUAUUGCUGUUAAAAAAUAUAUCCUUGAAAGUAAAAAAUACAACAAAUUCUUAAAAAAAAUAGUUCUUAAUCUUAUUUACAAUUUUUCGUUGGCGAGUUUAAGUUAUUUAAAGUUGACAUAUGGCAUUAUAGUAUUGGAUUCCAGUUAUUAUCACGUGGAUAUUACCUACUUAAUGCAUUUUGGAGUUCUAGGGGUGAGAAAGAGUCUAAAUAUUGAGUAAUUUGCUGUUACUGCUGAUAUCCGUAUUUUAGAUUUCGUAGGGUCGCAAUUGAAUUUCUUGAUAAGUCCUCAUGCUUUACUACUGCUGUGUUUCAUGUCCGCAUUGUUUAGAAGUGUAUGCCAGUUUGUCCUUCUUACCUCUGUAAUGUUUUCUAAUAAGCGUUCUCCUUCUACGAUUGUAUCUGGGUUGAAAGGGUCGUCUUCAUAUCGAUUUAUGUACAAUUAGAACUGUUCUGAUAGUUUAAAGGUUAAACCUGGUAUAUAUCUUGUUCUACAAACUCAGGGGAUAAAUUUCCUUUAAAUAUGUUUCACAUUUUCCACGAAGGUGUCAUACUGGUCACUAAUCGCUGUCCGGUGUGAUAUUUCUACGCCUAGACUUUUUGAAAAAUCCAACCAAUUAAUCCUUGGAAAGUUAAAUCCCCUUUAGAAUAAUGUUAUGUUAGCUCUGAUUUCAUGGGUUAUUUCAAAUUAUAUGGGUCUAUGUUAUGACCGUGGUAUGUGUUUUUCAAUUCUGAUUGUCUGUUUCUUUAGGGAAUCACUGACAAAUAUUAGGUACAGGUUGUAUCACUUCUUCCAUCGCCCACUAUUAAAUUUAGAUGGAAGUUUGGAGUCGUGGAUCAGUGUAAGUUGCCAUGCUUUCACCCAUUUUUAUCGUUUUCUAUGUAUCCCCGUGUAGUAAUAUGGCUGUUGAAGUUGCCAACCUACUAUUUGUAUUCUUUGGUUAUUAAAAUUACCAGGAUCAUGAAUGGGGAAAGGUGUUACAGGGAGUUUAUAAAUCAAGGUGAUAGUACAAUUCUGUAUUUCAAUAGUUAAAAUAUCUAUGUCUAGUUCUUCUGAUAGUUUAUCAGAUAUUAUAUUCAAGUCUAGUCUUAUAAAUAUAGCGCUACCAUAUUUGCCGUGAAGUCUUUCGAUUACAGGUUGCUACAUGCCUGAAAUUUUUAGUCUAUUGUUGUGAGGGGCCCGAUGUGUCUCUUGAAUACAUAGUAUGUCACAUGCUGUAUACUUACACAAUUCUGCUAAGUCUUCUUUGUCAUUUGAUAAUCAUAAUCCCUUAAUAUUGAUUGAAAUCAUCUGGAAAAUUUUGGUAGGUGACUCUAAAAAGAACCUUUUUGACAUUGUGGUUGUCUAGUUAUGCAAAGAUUUGACUGUGCACCAAUAUGGUUCUCUGCUUACACGGAGAUAGAUCUUUAGGUGGAAGAGAAAUAAAUGCCCUCAUCUAGGAACACCUAUAACUAUGAUGAGCUAUCCAUUUUUUGAUUAUCAUUCUAAUUAUGUAAUAGACUAGGCUUCUUCGUUGAUAUUGUUACACAGUAUUCUAUUGUGACUAUGCUACUAUAUUUGUCAUUGUUAUAGUUCAUUAUAAUAUUAUAAGAUUUAUUAAAAUAUCUCUAAUACCUCUACGUCCCAACCCAAUAAACUUAAUAAUACACUCAUAAUAGUGGGUAAAUUAAGUUGAAGAUUUAAUAUUUACAUGUAUAAAUGCCACACAGUGGGAGAAAUACAAGUUCUAGCAGACUAAAACUCAUAAUAAAUUUUGUUCCAAUUAAAAAAUGACGAGAGAUCUAAUUUUUACCUUUAAAUAAUAUCUUACCAUUUACACAAAAAGCCAUUUUUUGUAAUAAUUGGGAAAAACCAAAAAAGAUGAUGAUUUUUACGAAGUAUGGUGCAACAAUUUCAUUAUUUUAAAUUUUUAAGAUUAAUAUUUUUCCACCAGAAAUAUUUGUCCAAAUGUCAAGAAUAGCAUAUUUCUAAAAGAAAAUUUUGUCUAGUUUAUAAGUAAAAUAGUUGUUCGAUUAUUUAUAUACUUUUCCUAAUAAUUAUGAAAAAACUUAGGAAAUAUGGUAAAGAGUACAAAAUUUGUUUUGUUUUUUUUUUUUUUUUUUUUUUUUGUUAUACUGUAAAAGUCAUAUUUUGUAGUACCGAUGGAUUGAAGUUAAGAAUCAGCCAAUCUUCAUUUUAUUUUUAAUAAAUUUGUUAUAAGUUCUGUUAGAUGACUUCCAUCUUUUAUUCAAAGAACUACAAAACCCAGCUAUUUUACUUUAUAGAACUUUAUCAUUGAACUCGUCCAGUUUAACCCAGUUUAAGAUUUUAGAUAUUAUAAUGCUGAAAAGAUGUUGUCUUGCCUCUGUAAAACAAGGUUUCGAAAUAGUUUUAUUUUCUUUCUCUGAUACAAUAAACAAAUGAUGAUUUCUUAUCAUAUUUUCUAAAUAAAAAAAAAAAAAAUAUUAUUUUGAAAAUAAAUUUAAAAUUAAUAUCAUUUUUACUUUGUCAAUUUGUAGAUAUAUAUUUCUAAAAUUCACUAGUUUUUUAGUUUUUUAGCAAAUCCUUAAUCCUAUUAGGGUUAAUAGGACAAACAUAUUAAAUUAUUGUAUUAUCGUCAGUCCUUGAUAAAUGCGCAAAGUUUAAUAAAUCUGGUGUUUUAAAGUGGGUGAAAAUCAUAUUUAAAAUUUUCAUUGCAAACAAACAUACAGGUGUUAAAAGCUAUUAAAAGCAUAUUAAACAAAUAAAUAAAAUAGGAUUUAAUAGUAAAUAUUACACGUCUGCCAUAUAUGUUAAUAUUAUUAGAUAAUGAUAAAACUAGUGUAUUUUUUAAUCAAAACUAUUUGGAUUCAAUCUAUUUUUACAGUAGUCUUAAUAAUAUUAUUUAAUUAUAGACAUGGUGGCUAUUAACUUUGAGCUAUAUCAAAUCAAUGAUCAAUAUUAACUGUGUAUUGUUGCCUCAAAUUCUCCACAAAUAUACUACUCCCGAUUAAUAACUUGAAAGUUACAUGCAUAUGUUACAACACCACAUAUUUUAUUGUUUAUUUAAUAUUCUUUAAUUAAUGAAUUAACAAAUUAUAUAUAUUAUAAUUAUAUAAGCAAUAAACAAAUAAAAAACACCCGUGGACAAGAGUCAAAUUUUCUUCCACCUAUUUUGUCUAAUAGAAAUUUUCUUUGCCAAAUAAAUAACUGAAUACCAUAAUAACACUACUUACAGAUAUAUGGUGAAAUUUGAUCAUUUGAAAAUGGUAGGGGUGGUAAUUGAAAUUUAAAACCCCCAAAAAACACAUCCAUAAUAAUAGCAAUAUUCAUGUACAAAAUUAUAUUCCUCUGGCUUCAUUUGGGGAAUAUUUAGUGGUGUACAAAGCUACCUUUCAUCUGCAACAACAUUAAUUCAUAUUGAAAUUCAGCCCAACAUUUAACACUUCAAAUGACAUACAAAACAAUUAGCUGUUAGAAAUGUCCAAAAGUAGGAGGAAAAGGUAUAUAUGUACAAUACUGUGCAAUAGUCUUUAUUUUCGGGGAAAAAUUCAACAAAAAUGUAUUAUACAUAAUUUAUAAUUGAUUCUAUAUUUUUAUUUUUGUUUUUUUAUUAUUCAUUACUUACUUUGGAAUUUAAAUCUUUAGUGGGUGAGUUUGUUCAAUUAAUAAAUUACCUAACACAAUUUGUUUUACUUGAAAUAUUUUUUAUUAUGUAAUAAUAAAUUAUUUUCAAUAUUAUGUUAAGGUUCCGUCAUCUGAUAGCUCUCAUUUAGGAAAUUGUUCUCCUAUAUUGAGCAAUCGCCCUAUUCAACUAGUUGAGGUAAAAGCACGUGGUCGCUAUGGUGCAGUGUGGAAAGCUCUUCAUAAGAGGGAUACAGUAGCUGUUAAAAUAUUUCCUCCUCAGGUAAAAUAAUUGUUUUAAUUUGUGUUUUAAAACUAAUGUGUCUUAUUAUUGUUAUUAAAGGAUAAAAAUUCUUGGUUGGUUGAACAAGACAUUUACCAAUUGCCUCAUAUGCAAUAUGACAAUAUUUUAUCGUUUAUUGGUGCUGAAAAACAUGCUAGUGUCCUUGAAGGCGCCAAAAACGAAUAUUGGUUAAUUACUGCUUAUCAUGAUUAUGGAUCACUUUGUGACUACUUAAAAUCAAACAUAUUGACUUGGGAUCAACUUUGCCAUAUUGCCCAAUCCAUGGCUAGGUAACAAUAUUUUAAAAUUUAAUAUUUUUAAAUGUGUUCAAAUUGUAAUUUUCUUUCAGAGGUUUGAUGCACUUGCACGAAGAAAUUCCAUCUGAACGUUCAGAUCAAUAUAAGCCAGCCAUUGCUCAUCGAGAUUUCAAAAGCAAUAAUGUAUUACUAAAACACGAUUUGACUGCUUGUAUCGCGGAUUUUGGUUUGGCUUUAGUGUUUCAACCUGGCAAGUCAUGCGGUGAUACACACGGACAGGUUAAUGCACUUAAUCAGUAAUAAACAUAAAAGUAAAAUCUAAUUUUUACAUUAAACAAACAGGUUGGUACAAGAAGAUAUAUGGCACCAGAAGUUUUAGAAGGUGCAAUCAAUUUUUCGAGGGAUGCAUUUUUAAGGAUUGACAUGUACGCAUGUGGCUUAGUACUUUGGGAAUUAGCAACAAGGUGUACAGCACAACAAGGAGUUGUACCGGUUUAUAAACUACCAUUUGAAGAAGAAGUUGGACCGCAUCCAUCUUUAGAAGAUAUGCAAGAAUGUGUGGUGCACAAAAAACUAAGGCCAGCUUUUAAAGACACUUGGAAAUCACAUCCAGUAAGAAACGUCUACAUUUAAUUUAUCAUUAAUAUAUCUAAUGGUUUAAUUUUUAUAUGACAUUUAUGCAUAUAAAUAUAAAAUAUUAAUAUUAUUAAUGUAUCAUAAUAUAUUUAGGGUUUAAUUGCUUUAUGCGAUACAAUGGAAGAAUGCUGGGAUCACGAUGCCGAAGCUAGAUUAUCGGCAUCUUGUGUAAUGGAACGCAUUGCGUGGCAAUGUCGUCAGUAUAAUGGAGGAGCGAUAACAACAUUAGCAUUGGCACCAUAA
Messenger RNA from Cinara cedri, 5933 nucleotides. NCBI's taxonomy places the organism in Eukaryota, Metazoa, Arthropoda, Insecta, Hemiptera, Aphididae. The record is from the annotation of a GenBank genome assembly.